Molecule: messenger RNA, 1296 nt
Organism: Zophobas morio
Lineage: Eukaryota; Metazoa; Arthropoda; Insecta; Coleoptera; Tenebrionidae
Product: probable transaldolase
Exons: 10
Coding region: 37-999 (320 amino acids)
Biological process (GO): pentose-phosphate shunt, non-oxidative branch; pentose-phosphate shunt; carbohydrate metabolic process
Cellular component (GO): cytoplasm; intracellular anatomical structure
Molecular function (GO): transaldolase activity
Source: RefSeq, a predicted model, not a curated record
UACCGCUUUGCGUUGUUUAAGAGUUCUGUUGCCGCUAUGACCUCUUCCUUGGACCACUUAAGAAAGCAUACUAACAUUGUUGCGGACACCUCAGAUAUAUCAACCAUUAGCAAGUUUAAACCUUCGGAAGCUACUACCAACCCCAGCUUAAUUUUGUCUUCUGCUAAAAUUGAUUCGUAUAGACACUUCCUUUACGAAGCUGCUACACUUUCAAAACAAAAGUUUGAUUCCACCUCUGAACAACUAGAGGAAGCUUUAGACUUCCUGACUGUGCGUUUUGGUUGUGAGCUUCUCAAGGUUGUCCCCGGCCGAGUGAGCACCGAAGUGGAUGCUUCGUUAUCUUACGAUACUGAAGCUUCCAUUAAAAAAGCUAAGAAGUUAAUAUCUUUAUAUGAAUCACUUGGUUUUUCCAGAACUCGUGUCCUUAUUAAACUGGCAGCCACCUGGGAAGGCAUUCAAGCCGCCCAAAUUCUGGAGAAUGAAGGCAUUUGUUGCAAUAUGACUUUGAUUUUUAAUUUUGUUCAAGCCGUUGCAUGUGCAGAGGCUGGAGUAACUUUAAUUUCACCUUUUGUCGGUCGAAUUUAUGACUGGUACAAAGAAAAGGAUGGCAUUUCCUACUAUUCUCCUCUUGAAGACCCGGGAGUUCGAUUUGUUACCAAAAUAUAUAACUAUUUUAAAAAAUUUGGUUUUUUAACCAGUGUCAUGGGCGCCUCAUUUCGAAACACCAAUCAAAUCGAAGGAUUAGUUGGCUGUGAUUUUCUUACGAUUAGCCCAACGCUACUGGAAAAGUUGCAUGCUAGUAAUAAAGACCUUCUCCCUGCUCUUUCUAGUGGCUCUUCUAAUUCUACGCCUCUUGAAAAAGUUGAAAAAGUCACCGAAUCUUAUUUUCGUGGGUGUUUGCAGCGAGAUGAGAUGGCCUCUUUUAAAUUGAAAGAAGGCAUACAUAAGUUUAUUGAAGACACUGAAAAGUUGAAGGCAAUUAUUAAAGAACAAAACUAGGAAAUUAUCAAGUUACUCGUAAAAAUCUUGUAGAUUGCUUUGCUGAUACACCAUAAAGCUGGAGGUGAGUACACAUGCCAUUAUACCAUUUUUUUUGUUAGGUUUACCAGUGGCGUGUCAACGAAAACUUAUAUACAUAAUGAACAUGAAAAAGAGGCAGAUAGCACAUUGAGGAUCAUGAAGUUAUACAAACAGAAGCAGGAAAAGAAAACCUUAAAAAAACAAAUAGUGUUUUAAUACUUAGAAAGAACUUGUUUGCCGCUACGAAAAGACUGUGAAAUAUCUCUAGCCGUCACC